AGCUGAUCUCUCGAUAACCUCAACGUCUAGACGAUACACGCCAGACGCGAUUUCGCGUUAUCGUCGAUUCGGCCAACUCAACCAUCGUCGGAGACCGAGCAUAGCGAAGACGCGGAUUAAUUCGUCUUCCUGUCGCAUGUGUCAUCAUUCAAGGUCGCAUGUACGCUCCGGAGGAGGUGAUGGAAAAUCUGACGGCGCAGGUGAACGAGCUGCAGGCACUGCAGUCUGUCUACCCAACCGAGCUGACCGUGGCGGACCAUGGGGUUUUGGCUGACAUCAACGAGUACAUUGAGCGCCCCGACCGGGACCCACCGCGGUGGCUGGAAUACGCGGUCGCCAUCCCGUUGAACGGUGAGAGCAUCGAGCUGUUGAUAAACUUACCGACUAAUUACCCGAAAGAGCAACCCGAGGUAUACGCGAGAGGCUCCUGUUUGGACAGAACGCAGCAGUGCCUGCUGAAUAAAGAACUCUCGGUCGUUGUCAAGGCUCAGGAGGCGGGCGAGCCUUGCAUCUACACGUUGAUAUCGUGGCUACAGGACAACGCCGAUUCUUAUCUCGAGGCUUCAAAGGUGUGUAACCAAGCGAUUAAGGACGGCAACGUGAAUAAAAGCGGCACGGGGGAUCGGACCGCGGUGAUAUUCGCCAGAUAUUGGAUCUAUAGUCAUCACAUAUACAGCAAGUUCAAACGACGGGACGUAGCUAAUCUGGCGAAGGAGAACUCCAUCACGGGAUUUUGCUUAGCCGGUAAACCGGGAAUAAUUUGCAUGGAGGGAACUCUGGAAGACUGCGACUACUGCUGGCAAAAGAUUCGAACUAUGAAUUGGCACAGAAUAUUAAUAAAGUUAUUAGAAAAAGAGGAAGAUUGCAACAAUGUGGACGACAUGCGCAAGUUUACGGACUUCCAAGAAGUCUCCUUUCCCACUACCGAGCGUCACAACGAUAUGGGUCAACUUCUCAAGUACCUAGCUGAUCACGAUUGCCAGCAUGCAUUCAAGGAACUUUUUGGAUUAGAAGGAAAAUCUAGCAAAUUAUCAGAUUAAUGUUGUAUAAAAACUUCUCUAAUUUUUUUUAAUUUCUCACAAGAGUUUUGCACAAGUGUGUAUAGAAAACAUAUUUUUCUUACCUUUAUGAGGCUCAUUCUGCAGGCCCCUCUUUUCACGCUUGCUAUCCCGAAAGAUCGCUUCGGUCGUAUCGUUCAUAUAUUUCGCAAUUUCAUUGUUAAUAUUAUUCGACGUAUCACUAUUUAAUACAUCGUACGCUAAAAAUGCCGAAUGUUUCAUUGAAUAAAGAUGAUUUUUUUUUAUCCAG
This is a messenger RNA of Solenopsis invicta (red fire ant), 1308 nucleotides long. Its product is annotated as RWD domain-containing protein 2A. The record is from RefSeq and is a predicted model, not a curated record. NCBI's taxonomy places the organism in Eukaryota, Metazoa, Arthropoda, Insecta, Hymenoptera, Formicidae. The transcript is spliced from 3 exons. Gene Ontology annotation, molecular function: protein binding. Bases 159 to 1040 code for a protein of 293 amino acids.